Molecule: messenger RNA, 1935 nt
Organism: Chrysochloris asiatica (Cape golden mole)
Lineage: Eukaryota; Metazoa; Chordata; Mammalia; Afrosoricida; Chrysochloridae
Gene: EPN2
Product: epsin 2
Exons: 9
Coding region: 10-1935 (641 amino acids)
Biological process (GO): endocytosis
Cellular component (GO): clathrin vesicle coat; endosome; plasma membrane
Molecular function (GO): phospholipid binding; clathrin binding
Source: RefSeq, a predicted model, not a curated record
GAAAUAAAAAUGACGACUUCAUCUAUCAGGCGGCAGAUGAAGAACAUUGUGAACAAUUACUCAGAGGCUGAAAUAAAAGUACAGGAAGCCACUUCCAACGACCCAUGGGGCCCAUCUAGCUCCCUGAUGACGGAAAUCACAGAUCUGACCUACAAUGUGGUGGCCUUCUCAGAAAUUAUGAGCAUGGUAUGGAAGCGACUUAAUGACCAUGGCAAGAACUGGCGGCAUGUGUACAAGGCGCUCACACUGCUGGACUACCUAAUCAAGACAGGAUCUGAAAGAGUGGCUCAGCAGUGCCGUGAGAACAUCUUUGCCAUUCAGACCCUGAAGGACUUCCAGUACAUUGACCGAGAUGGCAAGGACCAGGGCAUCAAUGUGCGUGAGAAGUCCAAGCAGCUGGUGGCUCUCCUAAAGGACGAGGAACGGCUGAAGGCUGAGAGGGCCCAGGCUCUCAAAACAAAAGAGCGCAUGGCCCAGGUUGCCACAGGCAUGGGCAGCAACCAGAUCACCUUUGGCCGUGGCUCCAGCCAACCCAACCUUUCCACCAGUUACUCAGAGCAGAAGUAUGGCAAGGCCGGGGGCUCGCCAGCUUCCUACCAUGGCUCGCCCGAGACCUCACUGUGCCCUCAGCACCGCGCAGGCGCCCCACUGAGUCAGAGUGAGGAGCUGCAGCCGCUGAGCCAGCGCCACCCCUUCCUGCCGCACCUGGGGCUGGCCGCCCACCCAAAUGGGGACUGGUCCCAGCCCUGCCUCACUUGUGACCGUGCAGCCCGAGCUACUUCCCCACGAGUGUCCUCAGAGCUGGAGCAAGCUCGGCCCCAGACCAGUGGAGAAGAGGAGCUGCAGCUGCAGCUGGCACUGGCCAUGAGCAGAGAAGUGGCUGAGCAGGAAGAACGCCUCAGGCGGGGGGAUGACCUCAGAUUACAGAUGGCCCUCGAAGAAAGUCGAAGAGACACAGUUAAAGUUCCAAAAAAGAAAGAGCACGGUUCCCACCCACAGCAAACCACUCUGUUGGAUUUAAUGGAUGCUCUCCCCAACUUGGGUCCUGUGGCCCAGAAAGCAGAGCCUUGGGGCCCAUCACCCACGGCUAGCCAGACCAACCCCUGGGGCGGGCCGGUGGCCUCAGCAAGUACCUCGGAUCCUUGGCCAUCCUUCGGUGCCAAGCCAGCAGCAUCUGUCGAUCCAUGGGGAAUUCCCACUGGAGCCAGCGCGCACCCGAUCUCCAAGGGCUCAGACCCCUGGGCAGUUCCACAGCAGCCAACUCCAAGUGAUAGGGCAAGAUCCUCGGACACCUGGAGUGCAGCUUCAACCACCAAGCCUGUGUCCACCUCUGGGUCCUUUGAUCUCUUCAGUAAUCUGAAUGGUACAAACAAAGAUGACUUUUCUGAAUUUGACAGCCUUCGAACUUCUAAAACAACAGCUGAGUCUGUGGCCUGUCUGGCAUCCCCAAACAAUGGAACCACAAGCCCUGACCUCUUCAACUCUCAGCCCCUGAACACUGCUUCUAGCAAGUCCAGCAGUGCCCGGAAAACUCCUGAGUCCUUCCUAGGCCCCAAUGCGGCUUUGGUGAAUCUGGAUUCACUGGUGACCAAGCCCACUCCACCAGUACAGUCCCUCAAUCCCUUCCUGGCACCAGGUCCAGCUACAGCCUCAGCCUCCAUCAACCCCUUCCAGGUGAACCAGUCCCAACCACUAACACUGAAUCAGCUUCGGGGGAGCCCGGUCCCAGGGGGCAGCACAUCUUUUGGGCCCAGCCCAACUGUGGAGCCCCUGACAGUGACUUCCAUGGCUCUUGCGACUCCACACCCAGGUCUGGGCAGCAGUGGUUCCUCCUUGACGCCAUUGGGUCCUUCAGCAAUGAACGUGGUGGGCAAUGCAGGCAUCUCCUCGUCAACAGCUCCAGCCUCCAACACCACCAACCCUUUCCUCCUCUAG